Toxoplasma gondii ME49 is the source of this 5281-nucleotide messenger RNA. Its product is annotated as RecF/RecN/SMC N terminal domain-containing protein. Bases 727 to 4983 code for a protein of 1418 amino acids. The transcript has 14 exons. Gene Ontology annotation, cellular component: Smc5-Smc6 complex. Gene Ontology annotation, biological process: double-strand break repair via homologous recombination. The record is from RefSeq and is a predicted model, not a curated record. NCBI's taxonomy places the organism in Eukaryota, Apicomplexa, Conoidasida, Eucoccidiorida, Sarcocystidae. Gene Ontology annotation, molecular function: ATP hydrolysis activity; ATP binding.
GCGCCAUUUUGUAGGCGAACGAUUGUUCCCUUGCCUUUGGCAGGACGGGGGACACACACACUUGGAAAACUCUCUCUUUUUCUCCUGCGCAUGCAUCGUGGCUUUCCAGGCAGGCUGCCGGUGACCUUGCGUUGGCUGUCCAUUUCCCGCUGAUCUUUCGAGAACUCCGAGCACUUGAAAAACUCCUCAGUUCCUCAGUCAACACAAAGUCCAGUGCUUGUCCAGGCACCACAGAGCGCCGUUCUCGUCUGCACAGCUCUUCCGCCUCCACUGGUCUCGACGCCGCCGACCAGCGGAUCUACUUUUCGCGCUCGGUCCUUUUUCAUCGACUCAUUUGUUGUGAAAAAAACACCCUCGCCGCCGGCAGAGAACCAGGACCUUCUGGCGGAACUUGUUGUCUUGUCGCAUGCACACGCAGAACUCUUUUGUGCAAUCUCGUUCUUGAGAAGAAAACCGAGGAUGUCGCGACCAUCCACAUUUUUUGAGAGAUUAACAGUCUCGUCUUUUUCAACGAAAAAUCUUCGCAGUUCUCUUGAUCCUCCCCUGCGAAUGAGUAUUCGCUGCAUCUAGCUUUUCUUGCCUCUUCGUCGAUUCCUUCGCUUUCUCGCUCUCCGACAAAAAAGUUUGCCGAACCCUCUGCCGCACAGUUCGGCGUCCAACGGCGAACCAUGCAGGUCCUCUCCAUCGAGGACUCGUCUGUGGCUUUCUCCCUGCACCUCCUUGAAGAUGUCAAGACUUUCUAAGUCUCCACCUUCUUCUUCUCCGCGUCCGCGUUCUUCUUCGUCUGGUUCUUCUCAGAGUGUCAGGGAGACUGGGCAUGAGCCAGGAUGGGAGAGCACGCAGGCAGAGCUGACAGCGCGUUUUCCUUUUAUUCGCGACUGCUUGCCAGGCCAGCUGCUUCAGCUGAGAAUCGAAAACUGGAUGGCCUACACUGGCCCUGUCGAAGUCAACUUCCUCACGGGCAUCAACCUGCUCGCUGCGCCGAAUGGAGCGGGCAAGAGCAGCUUGUUGUGCGCCAUGGCGUUUGGGCUCGGCUACGAUGUCUCGCACAUUUCGCGGCGCGGCUCUCGGCUUCGGGACUUCAUUAAAAAUGGCCACAGUGCAUGCAGCGUCUCCUGCGUACUCGCGGGGCGCAAAGCCGGCGAGUUUGUCACCACGAGGCGCGAUCUUCGAUUGUCAGGAGAGCAGACUGUUUCGACCUUCUACGUCAACGGACGCGAGUGUGGAGUGGAGGCUCGCAUGGAGUUUCAGAGACGAUUGAGGCUUCAGGUGGACAAUUUGAUUUGCUUCAUGCCUCAAGAACGAGUUCCAGAAUUCGCCACAAUGCGACCGGAAGACCUGUUCACCGCAACGCUGCGCGCGAUCGAUUUCGAUUUGCAUGAAGCCUAUGUGGGGUUGCGCGACUGGGAGGCGAAGCGAGAAGAGACCGAGAAUCUAUUAAUCCAGGGGCGCGCGGAUUUGUCAGCGCUCGAUCGCGCCGUCGAGAAACUCCGUUUGGAGCACGAGGAACUCAAGCGACUUCAAGGCUGCGAAAACCGACGCAUCCUUUGUGAAGGAAAAAUCCUCGAGGGUCGCGUCAGUGCAGUGGAGCAACGCCUCGAGGAGCAGGAGCGCGCCAGGAAGGAGACAGAGAGACAGGUGGAGACUUCGAAGGAGAAACUCAAGAAAGUGGACGAGAAGAUCCAAGAAGUCCAGCAUCUGCUUCGACGCGUCUCGCAAGACAGAGGUCGUGUGACAGCCCAGUGGCUCCAGGAGCAGGCGAGCGUCGGAGCCGAACUCGAAGACUUUGUUGCAGACGCCAUGGCAGACGUAGAAAGACUGGAAGCAGAGAUCGCGGCGCUUCCGGAAAAGGCUCUCGAAUGGAAGAGAGAAAAGGAGCGACUCGCCAAGGAGUUCGCGGUGCGGCAUGCGGUGCUGAUGCGCGCCAAGGCUGCCGAAGAAAAGGUUCGCCUGGAGGCAGAGCGGGAGAAGGCGCAUGUAGCGGCAAGCAUGAAGGAAAUCCAGAAUUCCUUGGCUGCAUGCAAUGCGCGCCGCCGCGAGCUCCAGCACAAGGCGACAGAGGCUCGCAUGCGCCUGCAGACUCUGGAGGGCGAGGAGCAGGAUCUGCUGCGGCAAGUGCAGAUUGAGAGACGAAAGCAUGCGGUUCUGGAGGAAAAUCGCCAGAGCGCGAAAGUCAAAAACCUCCUUCACUUCAUGUCCACAGGCGGUGGCGACCGAGGCCGACAGCAGAGCCUCUCGACUGCCUUGCAGCUGCUCAAGGAACGGAAACUGAAGCACACUUUCGGCCCUGUUGCUUUCAUCACACAGGUGAAGUCAGCGAAAUACCUGCCUUACGUGGAGCACCUUCUUCAAGGCCGCCUGGGGGCGUUUGUGUGCACAGACGACGAGGAAAUGAAGUUUCUGUCCCGGUCCAACUGCCAUGCCCUUUUUCUUCGCGCUGACUUGCGCGGGCGCGUGAGGCUUCCGACUGCCUCAGCGCAGAUGCAGGCGCUGGGCGUCGAAUGUUUUCUCCACGAGCAGCUGGAAUUCGUUUUGGACGACUCGGACGGAGACGCACCCACCGGGGGUGCAUGGGGAGAGGAGCGCCGACAGGACAACAGAAGUCCCAGAGGCAGCGGAGCGGCUGUCGAGGCGCCGGCUUCUGUCGAGGCAUGCGCAGAAACAGCUCGACUGCGUUGUGGGCUUGACGAGCCUCAAGGGAGCGCGGAGCAGAAGAAGCGCGAAGCCGAGCGUCGUCGCGACCAGCUGCUUCUGUUGAUUCGCGAAACCGUCGUUUCUUUCACGAACGCCAACACGAUCUUCGUAGUCCGAGACUCGCUCACUCCCCAGGAAGAACAACGCAUGCAGCAGUUCAUGAAGGAAGAACUUGCGCGCGUCUUCCAGUUCCCGGUCCGGAAGCUCGUCUACUUCAAAGGCGCCGCAGUCCACAGCGUCCAGAAAAGUCUCCACGAUAACUUCUGGCUGGACGCAUGCGAUGUCCUGCGGUCCAGACUGCAUGUCGCCGCUCCUCGAAACGGCCAUUCUCAGUCCGCAGGCUCUGCGCCCUCUCUGGCCCAUUCGGCUUCUCCGUUCGCGGGGAUUCUCGCUGUGGUGCAGCACCCGACGAACGGCACGGCUACCCGAGAGGGUGAGCGACAGCAGGCAGAGGCUCUCGCGGAGAAGCGGGGGCACAUUCAGAAGGAGAGAGAGAGUCUGCUGAAGGAGUUGGAGGCGCUCGAGCGAGAAAACGACGAACUCGCGGGCAAACGCCAAGAAGCGAUUUUGGAACGACAGACGCUAAUUGAGAAGGACACCCAUCUUGCCAAGGCGUCGCACGACCAUGCUUUUGCCAAGGACCUCUACGAGGCAGUUGUCACUGAGAUUCGGGCACUCGAAUCGAAGAGGCCCCGCCCCGGUGCCUUGCUGGCUCAAGAGCGUCGCCUGGAGCAGCGAAUUUGGAAACGGCUUUCAGAAGCUUUGAACAAGGAACGCGAGGCCUCCAAGAAAUUCCGGGCGCUCGCCGGCAGAUGGCUGAAGAUGCGCGAAGAGGCUGCCGGCGUUCAGGGCCAUCGGGAGAGGCUUCUCGAGCUGCAGGCGGAGCGCGAGGGACCUGCUCAAGAGGUGAGGGCUCUCGAGUCUGAGUUGGACGCGAAGACUGCGGCCGUCGCUGUGCUUCGGCGAGACCUGGAGAGCCGGUCGGCGGCGUUUGAGCAGUGGGCCGCAGAGGCGGCGCUCGCGUACCGCGACUUUCUGUUCUCGUCUGGGGACAUCCUGUCUGUCUCGUCUGGGGACUCGGCCGAAGCGCGAGCCAGUCGACAGGCGUUCCCUGGACGAAAGAGAAACCGAGAGAGGGACGAGGAGAGGGAGGAGCGGCGGAAGCGCCAGCGAGAGCGGGACGACGGAGACAGCGACGAGGAGGUCGAGAACUGCCAGGCCUACCUCGCGCAAGUGAAGCGAGAUCUGCAGCUCGCAGAUCUCCCUGGAAGCGAAGAGGAGUUGAACGUCCUUAUCGACGCCUGCACGGAGGAACUCGAGCGGACCGGCGGCGGGAACCGCCAAGCCUUCCGAGACUUCAAAGACAAAGUCCAGGAAAAGAAAAAGAAGGAAAACGAGGUCGCCAAGCUCGAAGAAAGAGUUCAACAUCAACAGAAAAAAAUCGACGAAGUCAAGGAAAGCUGGCAUCGAAGAAUCUCCGAAAUCGUAGGCACUCUCAGCCGACGCUUCGGCGUCUUUCUCAAAUUCAUUAACCCCGACGCAUCCGGAUACGUCGCCCUUCACGACCCCGCUGCUUCCUCCUCUUCGUCUUCCUCUUCUUCGUCUUCCUCCUCUUCGUCUUCCUCUUCUUCGUCUUCCUCCUCUUCGUCUUCCUCCUCUUCCUCUGCGUCUGCGAGUAUGGCUCCGAGCGUCCGCGAUCUGGAGCUGCGCAUUUGUGUCUCUUUUUAUCCGGGUCAGUCUCCCCGGCCUCUCAACACUCGGCAUUCCGGAGGAGAGAGGUCGCUUUGCACUGUCCUUUAUCUUCUCGCUGUCCAGGCCUACGCACGCGAUGGCUUUCGGGUGCUCGACGAGAUCAACCAAGGCCUGGACGGAGAGAAGGAAAAGAGACUGUUUGCUCUUCUCACGCGAGUGGCCAACGGGUGGGAGGGCGAGGACUCCACGCCUUCUGGGAGUGGAGAAUCUGUCCAAGAUCGACCGCGGAAAAGCCUUCUGGGCGCAUCUUCGAACUCGACUUCUGCGUCCCAGCAUGCACCGGCAAACGGCCCUGGAGGAGGCGGAGUCCAGUACGUUCUCUUGACCCCACAACUCGUGAAGGGCACCGAUUACUCGGCUGUCUCUGUCCACUUCCCGUUCAAUGGCCGCCACUUGUGUCUCCGAGCGUGGGGUGACGAGAAGGCCCUCUGUGCUGGAGCCCAGAGAAGCCGGGAGGAAGGCGCGUAUUUCUUGACAAAAGAAGAAAUUCGAGAGCUGAAGGAGGCUCUGCAGAACGACGAAACGCGUGACGACUGAAACACAGAGAGAGCGAGGGUGUCAGCGGCGGGAGAAGAACGUGGACAGACCAAGGGAAACUCCUCCACCGUUGUGAGGCGUUGAGCCAGGGGGUUGAGAAGCGAUGGAAGCAGAAUGGCACAAUUCCGGAAGGACAGACGCACGUGCAUGCAUGCGCGGACUCGUUCGUCAAACGAAAUGCCGUUUACAGUUCAUAUAUAUAUAUAUAUAUAUAUGUUUGAAUGUAUAAGUAGUUAUAUUCAUUGGUUCGGCUGUCUCGAGGAAAGGUAUGGACUACAAAAAUGAAGUGAGAGAGUGA